Messenger RNA from Myxocyprinus asiaticus (Chinese sucker), 1053 nucleotides. RefSeq names its product SYF2 pre-mRNA-splicing factor (gene syf2). The record is from RefSeq and is a predicted model, not a curated record. NCBI's taxonomy places the organism in Eukaryota, Metazoa, Chordata, Actinopteri, Cypriniformes, Catostomidae. Gene Ontology annotation, cellular component: catalytic step 2 spliceosome; Prp19 complex; post-mRNA release spliceosomal complex. Bases 27 to 743 code for a protein of 238 amino acids. The transcript has 7 exons.
CGCACUUCCUGUUAAAGAGAGACAGCAUGGCAUCUGGCACGGAGAUUGUUGCUCCCAGCAGUGAAGAGGAGAGCACAGAGAGUCCAGCAGGACAGAAGAGAGAGGAGAGACUGAGAAAGUUCAGAGAACUUCAUUUCAAAAGGAAUGAGGCUCGUAAGCUGAAUCAUCAGGAGGUGGUGGAAGAAGACAAAAGACUGAAGCUGCCGUCUAACUGGGAGGCCAAGAAAGCUCGUCUGGAGUAUGAGCUCAUGGUGGACCAGAGGAAGAAGGAAUGUGCAGAGCGUGGGGAGGACUAUGACCGUGUGAAGCUCCUGGAGGUCAGCGCUGAAGAUGCAGAGAGAUGGGAGAGGAAGAAAAAGAAAAAAAAUCCUGAUCCAGGAUUCUCCGGGUACGCUGAGGCCCAGCUGAGACAGUACCAGAGACUGACAAGGCAGAUCAAGCCUGAUAUGGAAAACUACGAGAAACAGAGAGAGGAGUGUGGUGAAGAUUUCCACCCCACCUCCAACAGUCUGAUUCACGGGACUCACGUCCCCUCUAAAGAGAGCAUCGACCGCAUGGUGGAGGAUGUGGAGAAACAGAUUGAAAAGCGUUCGAAAUACAGCCGCCGCAGGGCCUACAAUGACGACGCAGACAUCGAUUAUAUUAACGAGAGGAACGCCAAGUUCAACAAGAAGGCCGAACGUUUCUACGGCAAAUACACAGCCGAGAUCAAACAGAACCUGGAGAGAGGAACAGCCGUGUAACCAUGGAGACUACAAAUGGCACCUCUCCAUCUACCAAGCAACCAUACAGACGUCAUAUGCUAAUGUUUUACCCUCAUGUGAAGACAUAAACUCUCUUCUAAGGAUGUUUCUUCUUCGGUGGUCUUGUAAAUGAAAAAUAAUGUUUGUUUGUUUUUUACUUUUCUAUCAUACUUAGGUAUUGGCAAAAUUAUUUUACCUGCAGUGGUAGAGUGGGGGUCUACCUGUCAGAGUUUUUGCUUUUUUGUGUGUAAAUUAAAUCUGUUUCCGCAACAGUGGACGUUUAUUUGAAUAAAGACAUUUAACUAUGAAA